UACCCUAGACGCUGCGGAACGGUGGGAGUUAAGUGACAGGGUGUCACUCACGGAGCGGGGAAAAGAACACAGGACUCUGUAACACCCGCAAGUCUACAGGGCGGUGCGGACUGCGGGAGGCCUCCCAGCAUGCACUGCUUUAUUGUGGCCAGUAUCUCAGGGAGAUGAAAGGGGCCAGUGACUGCCGGGAGCCGGACAGCUGAGCUGGUGUGGAACCAGCACCGAUUACGGGAUCUGAUUUCCAGCCUCCCUUUGAUCUGGUUUUGAUGGGAGGGACAUCUUCCAUCCUCCUAUCCCCGUCAUGCUUGUUUGGGGCAUCGCCUUGAAAUAAACGAUCCAUAUAAACCCCCAAGGGAUGAGAAGGGCGUUUUCUGUAGUGAUCACACGAGGAUGAGGGGCUGGAGAGCAUCCUAGUGCUGUGAUUCUCCUGUCACAGGGUGGGGACACUUGGCUGCAUAGCGUUUAUAGAUGGAAGGGACCUUGCUGUAGAACCAUCCUGAGAAUGUCAGCCCCAGAUUUGGGUACUUGUUAAUGAGCUGACCCUCUACACGUGGUGCUGAAACCCUUAGAUAGACUGUGUAAUUAGUGGAUAUCAAAAUGGCUACUUCUAACCUGGAGAACCAGUUGCACAGCGCCCAGAAGAAUCUACUGUUUCUGCAACAGGAACAUGCCAACACAUUAAAAGGCUUGCAUGCUGAGAUCCGCAGGCUGCAGCAGCAUUGUACAGAUCUGACGUAUGAACUGACUGUUAAAAGUGCUGAUCAGACAGAAAAUGGUUUUUCAAGAAGUGAUGAGCUAAGGAGAAAAUGUGAAGAAUUGGAAGCUCAGUUGAAGGUCAAGGAAACAGAAAACAAUGAGUUAUUAAAGGAGCUGGAGCAGAAAAAUGCAAUGAUUAUGGUACUGGAAAACACAAUUAAGGAAAGAGAGAAAAAAUAUCUGGAAGAACUUAAAGUUAAAAGCCACAAGCUGAACAUGUUGUCCAGUGAGCUGGAGCAAAGAGCCAGCACCAUUGCAUAUCUAACAUCACAGCUACAUGCCACCAAGAAGAAGCUCAUGAGUGCAAGUGGAACGUCUGAUGUUGUUCCACCAGGAAGCCCAGUGCUGGGCAGUUAUAAGCCAUCUCCCCCAAAAGAAAAGUUGCCUGAAACUCCAAGACGAAGAAUGAAGAAAAGUCUCUCUACUCCCUUGAAUGCUGACUUUGCAGAGGUUUAUAGGCUUGGUGCUGAUGGCAGAAAGAUACUUUUGCGUGAACCUGUGGAUGCAAUGCCUGACCCAACUCCAUUUUUAUUGGCAAGGCAGUCAGCAGACACACAGAUUAUCAAAGAAAGGCCACUUGUAAUCCCUCCAAUUCGUUCUGACUCCAGCAGCCCAGCAAAAGAAAAAAAGCAUAAGGCUCACAUUGGAGUAGCUCAUCGAAUUCCUCAUGCAACUCCAGUCCAGAAUCCGCUAGUGCCCCAACCAGAGGUUGAAACUCUUGCAGUUGAUCAAGUUAACGGUAGCAAAAUUAUUCGGAAGCACUCAGGAACUGACAGAACUAUUUAAUAAAGGACUUGCAUAAAUAAACUGUUAAAACUUUAAAGCAUUUGCUUUUUAUGCACUGUGUGAACAGAUCUGAAAUAUUCAAAUCUAGAAAACAUUUUCUUUGUUUUUACUAUUACUUAGAAUGCCCCUGCAUGCCAAAUAUAACUAGAUUCCCUGAAGAUAAACUGAAAAGUGUUGUGCUGGAACCAACAUUGCAAAAUACACAAUUUCUAAGACUUUGGUCAAACCAACACGCAUUUCACUGCUUGCUAUUCACAUUACAUCUGCUUAACUGACAAAAGCACAGGCCUGCAGCAUCCCCACAUCUGCAGGCAUACAUCUGUGUAGGCUAAUAUUAAUCUAAUCAACUAGAAGCAAUUUGUAAAUGUCUGUAGUUCAAGUUACAGUCUAAUAUAUAACAAAGCCUUUUCUUUUCUGGCAGCACUAGCAAUAACACAGCUAUAUAUAUAUAUAUAAGUAUGAUGGACUAAAGACAACUGUACUCAAAUGAGACAGUAGUGUUUUAGUGUGCUGAAACUGUAUGUAAUGGGAGCUCAUUUGGUUAUGGUCAAAUGCAGUGUCAAUUAAAACUAAUAAUCAUUGUCAUCUCCUUAGUUAUUCAAACUAGUUUGAAAAAAAAUGCUUGUUGUUGUCCAUUCCAAGCCAUUAGAAUGUGCCAUGAUAAAAAAAAGAUGCUUUAGCCAUGGUGGUUUUUAGUUUUUUUCUAUGGUAUGUUACAGCUGUCUGAAUUAGUUAUGCAACCAAAAUUACAAAAAGGAUAUAACAGAAAAGUUUGGUUUCCCUAUAUUGGGAUUGGGUAAGCAUUACUAAUUAUAAGACACUGCCUUUUCUAAGGUAGGGAUUAUUUUGUGUGUAAAGUUUCCAUCUACACUGUAGCAAAAUAUAUAAAUGCUGUCAAUGCAACCAA
Molecule: messenger RNA, 2449 nt
Organism: Bombina bombina (fire-bellied toad)
Lineage: Eukaryota; Metazoa; Chordata; Amphibia; Anura; Bombinatoridae
Gene: CCDC92
Product: coiled-coil domain containing 92
Exons: 5
Coding region: 598-1542 (314 amino acids)
Cellular component (GO): centriole
Source: RefSeq, a predicted model, not a curated record